UUGUAUUGCUCAAUAUUGACCAAUCGUGGGCUCCACAGAGCUUAAAUAACACACUCCAGGAUCAUUAUGCUCAGUCUCUGCACAGAACAUUUCACAAUGAAGUACAUCCUGGUUGCUGUGUUUGCUGCUUGUGUUCUUGUGGAUGUGUGCAGUGCAGCAUGCUUUAGGAAGAACCCUGAAGAGUUAAAAGAGGGUGAAACAAGGAAGGGUUGUCUUAGUGAAGGAGAGUUACAUGAACUUGGUACAACUUGGGUGACAAAGAAUUGCAUGGACUGUACAUGCUCUACUGAUGGAUCAAUGCGAUGUUGCACUAGCUAUUCGUGUUUGAAUGCCAAAAAGGAAAAAGAGGGAAACUAAAGAGUCUUAUGCUUCUGACAAUUUAUCCAGCAUGUUUAUGAUCUAAAGGGUUUGAAUGCAUCGUGAUCGGGAUUAUCCUUUCUUCUUCAAGGACUAUUUAGUGGUAGUUCUUUAAUCUUCCAAAACUGGGUUAUUACAUUUUCCUACAGCAUUAUACUGACCUCUGCCUGUUUUUUUCCCUUUAAAUUAAAAAGUUUAGAAGCAGACACUUUUCUUCCAUCCCCUUGUUAUUUGGUUUACAGGACUGUUACCUGUCAAGCUGUAGUAUAGAUCAAUGUGGGCUGGCUAGAUCUCCUAAUUUCAUGGCUACCAUAUGUCCAGGUCCCACUAUCAGACAAUUAUAUUUUUUGCCAGCUAUCACUUCAUGAAGCUGCCAAUAACAUGUAACAGAUGACAAUGCCAGAAGAUUAUAGAUUACUACAGUAUUACUUACAUGUUUCAAACAUCAGUUCCGUAUUAAAGUUAUGAAUCAAACCAACUGAGAACAGCGUCACCCCAUCACUAUAGCGAGAUUUCAGAAUCAUCAAGUUUGAAUGUACAAUAAAUUUCACUGAAUAAAA
Pseudophryne corroboree (corroboree frog) is the source of this 917-nucleotide messenger RNA. RefSeq names its product beta-microseminoprotein-like. The record is from RefSeq and is a predicted model, not a curated record. NCBI's taxonomy places the organism in Eukaryota, Metazoa, Chordata, Amphibia, Anura, Myobatrachidae. The transcript has 5 exons. Bases 67 to 357 code for a protein of 96 amino acids.